AUGCUUGCACUCGUUGUAGCGGCUAUUAUUGCAUUUCCUCUCCCUGUAGAAGCAGAUGGAAGAUAUCGAAGUCGACCAGAUCUGUCUCCUCCAACGCUUAACAUAACAAUACCUUGUCAAGACAACUGCUCCGAAGGGUACCUCUUCGUUGCUCCAUUCACCGGCCACGAUGAUCCGGUAAACCAUGGACCGCUUCAAGGUGCUCCAUACAUCCUGACUAGCAACGGCGAUUUGGCCUGGAGCGGUUUCACUUAUUUUUCGAUCUGGGCUGGCAACUUCCAAGCCGCUCGGUGGAAGGGCCAACCGGUGCUUUUCUCCUUUGAGGGAGCUCACAACAGCCUGCACGGGCACGGCCAUGGCCACCAUACCUUUCUCGACCAAAACUAUCAGAAUAUUCGUGAGCUUCGUGCUGGAAACCAUAUGAUCUCGGAUAAACAUGAGUUCAUAGUCCUCAACGAAACCACGGCUCUCUUUCAGAUUUAUCAUCCUGUGCAGAGGAAUCUGAGGCGCUACGGCGGUACCGAGAAGCAGACGUGGAUCGUUGAUGCUCGCUUCCAGGAAAUGGAUAUUGAGACUGGUGAAGUCCUGUUCGAGUGGGCAAGCUUAGAUCACGUUUCGCCCGACGAAACAGCUCUACCGCUUAUUUUAGGACAGGCUGGAAUCGGCCACAACAGCUCCACAGCAUGGGACUAUUUCCACAUAAAUUCCAUUACCAAAGGAGACGAUGGGCAUUAUCUACUCUCGGCACGACACGCCUCGACCAUUUACAAGAUCAAUGGCACAGACGGGUCCAUCAUAUGGCGCCUUGGAGGAAGUUUCUCUGACUUUACUCUUGGCCCCAACGUAACAUUUGGGUUUCAGCAUCACGCACGUUAUUUAAGGGGCGGGUCAGGCGAGUUGACCGAAAUCGUUUCACUGUUCGACAACUCCGUCUAUGGAUCGGAAUCAGCCGGUGGUGGCGACAAGGAGGUUCACCUAUACCCAUACUCGCGAGGCAAAUAUAUCAAGCUAAACCAUGCAACACGCACUGCUACCCUUGAGCUUGCCUUCCUUCCACCACAGAGUCCUAUACUCGCAAAGUCACAAGGUUCUCUGCAGACCUUGCCCAAUGGGAAUGCCCUGAUCAAUUGGGGCUCCGAAGGCCAGAUCACCGAGUACUCUUCCAGCGGCGAGACUGUCUUUCAUGCGUUCCUCGACAGUGGCUUUCUGCAGGAUAAGCUUCAAAAUUAUCGUGCGUUCCGCUACAACUGGACAGGCUACUCACCAGAGACGUUGGCCGUGCUUGCUGAGGAGGGUGAGAGGGGGGAAGUGAAUGUCUAUGUGAGUUGGAACGGUGAUACACGCACGGUAGCCUGGAGAGUAUCCUGGAGCGAGCGAAUUGGUUGGAUAACGAUUCGGAAAACGCAAACGCAUCCAAAGACUGGCUUUGAAACAGCGAUCCAACUAACCAAGCCCUCUUCCUCUAUGGGUCUAGUCUUUGUCGAAGCUUUGGGCGCAGACGGCCAGGUUCUGCAGGUUUCUGAAGGUGUAGGUACCGAGCUGGCAUACUGGCUUGAACCUGAGACCGUUAAGUCAACAAGGCCACAGAAGCAGGUAACGUUGAACGGGGACCUGUGA
This is a messenger RNA of Fusarium musae, 1617 nucleotides long. RefSeq lists its product as uncharacterized. Lineage: Eukaryota; Fungi; Ascomycota; Sordariomycetes; Hypocreales; Nectriaceae. The coding region runs from base 1 to 1617 and encodes 538 amino acids. The transcript has a single exon. The record is from RefSeq and is a predicted model, not a curated record.